AUGAUGGAAAAUCCGUACGUGUGUAGUCUGGAGCUCGACGAACUCGUCUCAGCCGACGACUCGAUAAUCGACUACUCGGUGUUCAGUGACGAUUCGUUUCUUCUCAUCCUUCUUCUCACCUCCAACGGCGACGUUCAGGCGUAUCUUGAGACGUCUCGAGACACGAAACCACGAAAAAAUGUGGUGAAUAUCAAGACGACGUGCUCGAUUAGUGUCACACCGGUUACCGUGUGUAUUGGCAGUCAAGCAGCGUUCGUUAUCUUUGGACUCGCCGACGGCAAUCUUCUCGUCACACCCAUCAGACUCCUAAUUGACGUAACAUGGGGCGGUUCGUCAUGGGCGACAACGACAGUCAUCGAUCUGAGCCUUCCCACAAUCGACGCAUGCCUGGCCACGCCCACUUGCACCAAGUGCUUCAUCUCGAAUUUCCCGCCGUGCACGAUGGCUGUGGUGGCGAAUAAAGCCGGCAACAUCCUUCUCGUCGACCUCCACCUCCGAAAGUGUGUGUCCGAAUUGAAAGCGCCACAAAGUCUACACCAAAUCGACAUUCUCAUCGACGAGAACUCGAUUGAACUCCUUGUCACCGGAUUCACCGGCGCCCAAUGGAUAAUUCCGAUCGAGAGGGGCGGAAAGGGGUUCCGCGAGGUGUUGACGACGUGUGUACCGUCGGAUUUGACAGUGCUCGAACCAGCCACAAUGCAAUUCUUCGCCACAGAUUCGUGUGGAGUCAUCGCCUUGGAUACCCAAGAAUCGAUUGUCGAGGUCUACAACACAUUCCACUCACUUGCUCACUCAUCGAAACGGACGUUCAAAGUGCCGCCGGAGACGUGGAUGGUUCACGCCGGGGAGAAUGUGCUGUUUACGGUGUCGAAUGAGAAUGAGAUUAGGAGUGCAUUGCAUUUUGGGUUCAUGUCAACACGUCUCGAAUACACACUCGUCAGAACGUCGACUAACUGGCGACCGCUCGGAAUCGUUGCAAUGCCAUCUCGACAACACAAAUUGGCUGGAAUAUUUGUGGUGAAUGAGCGAGGGCUCAUUCGUGUCGAACAGUCGCCAGCGUUAAACCUUCAAAAAAUCGCGUCCGAAUUCUUCUUCCGCCUCUCGCCACUCCAACUCACCACCAAGUCAGUGGCACAGGUGGCGCAUGCAUGUCGUGUCGAUACAGCCGAAUUUCAGUCCGCACUGAUUCCGAACCUGUUGAGCACACGAAAGAGCCGACAGUUGACGAACAAGGAGUUGGCGCAGAUCUACGCGAUUGCCAAGGCUAUUAAUCUCUCAAUGUCAGACCUGCUGAAAACGUUUGAGAAUGAAUCGAUUGGUGAACAACUGCUACCGGAGGUGCUGAACACGAUCCAAACGAACCCGGCGAAACAUGACAAUUUGAUGCAACGAGUCGUUGAGAUGUUCGUGAAACGAGCGAUUUCAGCAGAGGGGAAUAUGGAGCAGAUUCGAGAAUACGAUGCAGAGUUGUCAAACUUCCUUGCCCGCCACGAACACCUUCACAAAGGCGCUGUCGAGUGUGCGAAAGCGGGAAUGUGGAAGUGCACCCAAACACUGGUACGACGUGAUGUUCACGAGUCGAAGACGAUCGACACGCCCACCGAAGUGCUCUCCUAUGUGGUGAAGAACGGCAUUCAGAUAUGGAAGACGUUGAGUGCGACGGAUCGAUUGCAGGUAAUGUCCCUCGUGUGCCACCUCGACUGGUCUAAACUCACCGACACCGACGGCGCCCGGAUCUGCGCCCUUCUCUCCGCGUGGCAACGAGACAUCAAACUGCCAUCGUACCAUGAAAUGUGUCUCCGCGUCUCGAUCACCAACUCUGACCGUUUCCCACGACCCUGUCAGAUCCUGUCCCUCGUCUCCUCAAUCCACGUUCUGGCCGAAAAGAAGAUCAUGAAUCCGUCACACUUGCCAGAUUUUCUUCCUCUAUCCGGAGGGAAUAAUUGUGGAGCCGCGAUAACGGAGGACGAUCGACUCAUGAUUUGGGGCAAUUUCACGAAUGCACAGCAGAGAAUGGAGGUGCCACAACAAAAUCUGAAACCGAAACGAUCAGAUUCGGUCACGAACGGAACGCCAGCAGCAGUCCUACCAUCACCAAAACCUGAACAGCAACUACCACGAGUACUCGAAUACCCGGGAAACCGACCGAGAGCAAUCGCGUGUGGAGCCGAACACAUCCUGGUGCUCUCCUCGUCUGGACAACUAUCGGCGUGGGGAGGAAAUAAGCAUGGACAGUGCGGUGUUGGGCACUCGUUUAGGCUUGCUAAUUUGCAGCAAAUCGACGGUGACUGGCCGGCCAUCGAGCGCAUCGCUUGCGGGCAAUUCCACUCGGCGUUCGUCUGCUCGGAUGGCUCCCUCUACACAUUCGGAUGGGGAAUCUGGGGACAACUUGGACACGGUGGACGCUUCAAUUCGAACCACCUUAUUCCCACCAAAGUGAACGGAUUGAUAUCGAAGAUCACACAGGUGGCGUGUGGCCGGGCGCAUACGGUAGCCUUGACGGAUAACGGACGAGUACUUGUUUGUGGAUCUGGAAGCUACGGACAGAUGGGAGUGGAUGAGGAUGUGAAGAAGGUCUUUGCGUUCACACCUCUCCCCUUGGGACCCCUCAAAGUCAAGUUCAUCGCGACACACUAUUAUCACUCGAUUUGUGUCACUGAUGAGAAUCGGAUCUUCGAGUGGGGACGCAACCCGCAGGAGCUGAAAAUGCGAAUGUUUGUGAUGAAGAAGAUCCGAAGUGCUCAACUCAAGAAUACCGAGGAUCCGAGCGGCUCCCCAUCACCGUCGACGAAUGGAACGACGCCACGUGUCAACUUGAAUCUUCCCUCCGAAAUUCCACGAGACGAUUUGGGGCUGAGGGAGAUUAAACACUUUUUGGAUGGAACGAUCGCCCAUGUCGCGUGUGGAUUGUCUCAUUCUGCACUCAUCACAACGGAAGGAUCACUCUAUACGUGGGGAAAAGGACUGGACUAUCAAUUGGGUCAUGGGAAUAAGACGGAACGACAAGAGCCACAUCAGGUGUUUGAGCCGAGUGAUGUCAAGUGGACACACGUCACUCUUGGUAACAACCAUACCAUCGGAUCGACAGACGAGGGAUCGGUCUACGCGUGGGGCAAAAACGACUUUGGACAGUGUGGAGUGAUAACAAAGAAGAAUGGAACGUCGGCGUCGGAGGCGACGAAGAAGUUCUUCUUCCAGGCGAGAGAUGGUCGGAGAUUUAUGCCGAAUGUGGAUGAGAGUCAGUUUGUGCAGAAACCCGGUGCGAUACCGGAUGUUCGAGUGAGAACGUUGAAGAACGAUGAGAUGGCGGAUGGAGUGGAUAAGGAAGAGAUUGUGGAUAGACUCAAGGCAUCGGAUAUGACUGUGGUGCAAGCGGUGUCAAAGCAUUUGUGUAGUUCGGUGGAGGUGAUGAAACUCAAUGGAAGUAGUGUUAUUGAGGAGGAGGAAGACACCCAGAAACCGAAGCAAUAUGGUGGAGAAGAUGGGCCACUUUGCACGACGACUGCACUCGUUCAUCUGAUUGCUGGAGACGUGAAACGAGCGAUUCGGAUGAUUGAAUGGUUGAAAUCGGAUAGUGGAACUAGUGAUAAAUCGCUUCUCGCACUCUCCUCUCUCGUCUGGGAUGUGAUGGCGAAUCAUGAAGACGUGCAGUCACGAGAGGCGCUCUCCGCCGCGUUCCGUCACGUCCCGAUGUCGGAUUCGAUGCGAAAAGGGAAACAGAUUGCACAGUUGUGGCCGGCGGUGUGGAAUGACGAGCGGGUGCAGAGCACGUUGAGUAUUGAUGAGAAGAUUGCAAUGUUGGACUCGUUUACCAGCGCGUCGAAGCCGGUUAUUGCGCCGACGAUCCCCUCCUCGUCGCUAGAAGUCUCGUCGAAAAUCCGUGUCUACGCUCAGUGUGCUCACGCGGAGCCAGCAGUCGUCGGCUCGCCGCCAGAAUGCUCGACGUGUCUAGAUGAAUGGACGGAAAAAGUGCGACACACACUCGGCGCCUCCCUGUAA
Caenorhabditis remanei is the source of this 3999-nucleotide messenger RNA. RefSeq lists its product as uncharacterized. NCBI's taxonomy places the organism in Eukaryota, Metazoa, Nematoda, Chromadorea, Rhabditida, Rhabditidae. The coding region runs from base 1 to 3999 and encodes 1332 amino acids. The record is from RefSeq and is a predicted model, not a curated record. The transcript is spliced from 15 exons.